AAUGAGUAUUUAGUAUAAUUAAUAAAAAUUCAAACGUGGUAUUCUGAAGGUAUUCUUCUAUACAAAUAUCGCAACAAAUAUUUAUUAUUUAGUGAGCAACUUAUAAUGUGUAAACAAUAACAAUACGAUAAACUAAUCUAUUUUGAUAAUCUCAGAGUGUGAUUAAGCACAGAUGAGAGAUCUACAAGUAUUGUUUUAUUGGUGUGUCACAGUCUUAAUACUUCAAUGGAGACAUUUUCUGGCUAUAAGAAACAUCUCUUGUUUGGAGCACAUAGCUACAUCUCAACAGUUGUCUGAGUUUAUUAAUGUGACAACGGAGAGUAACACUUGUAAAAUAUUGCUGGGUACGGAAGACUUCAAGACUCUACGAUUGUUUGGUGACGUGUUUGUGGACAAGAGUGAGAUGAUUAAUGAGUAUCUGUCACGUGGGGGGCUUAUAUUGGUUAUAACUAGACCAACAAAGUGGGGAAAGACUGUAAAUAUAAACAUGUUUAAAAGAUUUUUUGAAAUUGAAGUAGAUGAUAAAGGUGUACCGGUGAGCAAAGAAAGUGCCUACAACAGAUUGCUCUUUACUGGAGGCUGUGUUGACCUCAGAGAAGGGAAAAUAAGAAAACUCAAGCCUUUGAAAAUAGCACAGUUUUCAAGUGCAAUGGAUCAUCAAGCUGCCGUUCCUGCUGCAACAUCUCGUGCGCCAUGUCCGUGAGUUCAACUUCGAGCCUCUGAUUUUAACUUUGAGUGCUUCCAGCAUUAUGUUUUAGACUUCUAGUUUACUAAUCUUCAGUUUUUCCGACUACAGCUGCAAUGUCAAGCCAAGAUGCUGAUGCCCGCGCUUGUGAGUCGACAUCAACGUGAAGGGAAGUUAAUUUUAAAGUUUUAAAUAAUUAUUAAGGUUGUAUGCAAAAUUCCCAUAGAACAUUGGAACCAUUAGACCCACACUCAUGAUAUAAUUUCGUUCUUUAUUACUCUAUUUGGCAGCAACGUGGCAAUACAUUAUUUUAACAUCUAGAAGUGGUGCUUUUAUGUUUAUUUUCCGCAAUUAAACAUAUAAGUAACCUUUGGAAAUCGAGUAUUCAUUACUAUGACCUCAGCGGUAUCCAACCUCAUAUGUUUUGUCCAUUUGGUACAAAGCCACAUUUUAUUAUGUAAUAACGGUGUGAAAUUACAUUGAUGAAGAAAUUAUAUGACAGUAAUUGGAUGAUGAGUGACAAUAGAAUAUCCACCCAGUUCCCCUGACCAUACGCCAAUGGAUUUUCCUAUUUUACAAAAAAAAAAAAAAAUGUUAAAGAUAAAUGUUUUUGAGAACAUUUAUUCUAAUAAACGACUUUGUAAUGUAAUGUAUAUGUAGUUAUUUCUAGAUACCUGAUAAAAUGUGUUUAUAAGUUAUUCUGUAGUUUGAAAAUAUUAAAUUUUGUACAGAAAUCUAAUUCUCUAUUACAUAUUAGUAUUAAAUAAGUAAUGCCAUUUGACUAAUUCGAUAUAAAAAAAUUAAGUAGAUAAUAUAUUUAUAUACUAAAUAUAGACAAGUACAAAACAUGUCUUACCUGUAUUGUCAACAUAUAACAUGAGUAUUUUGAUUAUUGUACACAAAAUAUAACAAAUAUCAUUUUAAUUAAAUUUAAAAUAAGUUUGUCUUUGUGCAUAAAUAGCAAUUUCUCCAUUACAAAUUAAGGGAAACUUAUUGGCUCUUGCUAAAGCAUAUGAAUUGUUGUUUUGAUUUGUAUACAAAAGUUUUGAAAAAUUUACUACUUGAGACAAAGUCAUUGUAAUAUUGGUAUUUUUGACAUUUAAUAAGAUUUGCACAUUCUGUUUUGGAACGUAGAUUCUAAAAGUCUUGUCUUUUUAAAGUUAACAGUUGUACUUUCACAAAAAUCUAAUACCAAAACUUUACUGGCAAAAAACUAUAGUAAAAACGUUUUGGAUUUCUGUGAGUGUAAACUGUAGUUUACGAUGAACAAAAACCUUUAUUUUAUAAAAUAGAAGACGCAUAUGGAUUUCACGCAUUGGUUGAUUAGAAGUAAACUCAACUUCCUAUAAUUUUUUGUACAAUCAAUAAUUCUUUUAGGCAAGGUUUUUUUCACAGUCUGUGCUUUAUAUAAAACAAGAAAAAAAAUUCUUUUUUGAUAUACUAUUUUGUAAUACUGUUACAUUCUGUUUUGAAGUUAUCAGUGCUAAAAAUAAAAUAACCUAUUUUAAGUUCACUUUGACAAGUAAUUAAAAUUUUUGAUAAACUAGUAGUAAGUAAUCGAGAUUAGUUGCAAUCUAUGACGAAAUGUCAAGCAAUAUAUUGUGUUAUUGACUGAUAAUUAGGAUCUACUAUUUUUGUUAUAUUUGAUCUAUGGCACAGUCCUCUGCUCUAGUCACAAUCCCUUUAUUCUAUGCAGUUAAAUUGGUGUUAAUUUUUUAUAAAAGAACUUUAAAAAACUUGAAAGAAUUAUACAGCCGGAAAUUAUUUUUAAAGAUGUCUUUAAAUUAAUAUAUUAUCUAAAUUUAAAAUUGGAAUCAGUAGUGUUCUACCACAGAAAAUCAGGUUAUAAUUAUAACAUUUACAAAUACAUAACAAUAGAUAGACAUUUUUAUGAAAUCCAUUGUUUUUACUAAGGAAAUUCGAGUAAUUAUUCAAAGUAAACAAUUCAAAUGAAAGCCAAAAUUAACAUUUUAGACAUCACAAUAACUUUUCAUUUUAGCUUCUUGAUGCAAUGAUUGACCACAACAUAAUUGGUUGCUAUGAUUGAUAGUGUUAUUUUUAUGUCUUGUAUUUAUUUAGUCCGCUUUUCAUGAGAUUAUUUUAAAAUACUUUGUACAGAUUUUUGUCAAAAUUACAAGUUAAGCUUAAGUGUUAAAUCCUAGUUAUUAAUUAUAAUUAUCUUAUUACUAUAUUUAUUGUUAUUAAAAUUCUAAAUUUAUGUAUACUAAUUAUUAAUUAGACUUUAAUAAUUUAUACUCUAUACUAAAUAAUUAUGGAUAAAAUACAAAUAUUUACAAAGUGUGAUAAAAGUGUUAUUUACAAUUUCAAAUCAUAUUUCAUUAUAUAAAAUAAUAUAAAUUCAUGAUAACUAAAUUCUAACGUCACUUUUGACCUGAGAUGUGAAUUGGGAGUAGCCAUUUUGAAUAAAGUUAUGCAAUUUUCAAUGGAAAACACAGCAAAUUUCUAAGUAAUGAAUAUUUUCAAACCUGAUAAAAUAAUAACAUUUGCUUUGAGACAACUACAGUAACACACAUGUACUGUAUAUAUGAAUCAGGCUAUGAUUUUUGGAAAAUGGUCAAGGUGAAUAUUUUUCUGUAUCAAUCUACAUGAAAGAGAAACGUUAAAUUUAAAUUAAAAAAAAAUUCACAAGCUAAACCUAUAAAAUGCAAAUCUCCCUAUGUGAAAAGAUUAUUGUACUAUAAUCACAAUUUGUAUUGUUGAGUCUGUGUAGUAUCAAAUUGUAAACAAGAAACUUAGUACAAUGGAUGUGUUUCUUACCUACAAGUAUGUUUUUAUAAUUUCUUGAAAGAUAUUCUACCAGCUUCUUCUUAUUGGAUUCAAAUACUUAAUUUAUAAACAAACCCUCCAAUAAUGAAGAAAUUUCAU
Molecule: messenger RNA, 3571 nt
Organism: Homalodisca vitripennis (glassy-winged sharpshooter)
Lineage: Eukaryota; Metazoa; Arthropoda; Insecta; Hemiptera; Cicadellidae
Exons: 2
Coding region: 173-703 (176 amino acids)
Source: RefSeq, a predicted model, not a curated record